Solanum pennellii is the source of this 2289-nucleotide messenger RNA. RefSeq names its product transcription factor GTE9. The record is from RefSeq and is a predicted model, not a curated record. Gene Ontology annotation, molecular function: protein binding. Bases 241 to 2064 code for a protein of 607 amino acids. NCBI's taxonomy places the organism in Eukaryota, Viridiplantae, Streptophyta, Magnoliopsida, Solanales, Solanaceae. The transcript has 11 exons.
AUAAAAUAUAAACCCUAAAACCUCUGCAAGAGUCGCUUCUCUCUCUCUCUUGCUCGUUUACUCUUAGCAGUUGUUUCUUCUACACCAGCACACUUGUCUGCGGGCGUCAGGAAGAGGGCUCUUGGAGCCCUUUUUGCUCUGUUUUCUGUUCUGUUCUGUUCUUGAGAACUUGGACGUUUUACAGAAGAGCGGUUUGGCUUGAGGGUUUUUUGGGAGUUGAAUUUCAGGGUCUGUAUUUCAAUGGUUAAUGCUCAAUCUCCAAAGGUGAACAAUUCUCUUCAUCACCUGGAGUUGCCCACCAUGAAUAUUGGUGAUAGCGUAGUGACGAAGAAGCUGAGGAUAAAAAUUUCUUCCAAGGGGAUGCGAACUGAACCUAGGGGAAGCUCUGAGAUGAGUAUAAAGGUGAAACUACCUAUGCAGCCCGACUCUAAGAAACGUGAACCUCCGUUGGUGAUCGACAAUGGAAGAGAGAAAAGGCGGAAAAUGGACCGGAGUGUAAAGCAGCAAUGCGUUAACAUUCUGAAAGUCCUGAUGGUUCAUCCUAGUGGGUGGCCCUUCCUUGUACCAGUGGAUCCAAUCCAAUAUAACAUUCCUGACUACUUCACUAUAAUUAGAAAACCAAUGGAUUUGGGAACAGUCAAAGCUAAAUUGGAUGGCAAUCUCUACUUUGAUGUCGAUGAAUUUGCUGCUGAUGUGAGGUUGACGUUUGCAAAUGCCAUGAAGUAUAAUCCUCCUAAUAAUGAUUUUCACCUCAUGGCUAAGAGGUUAGACAAUAUUUUUAAUCAGAGAUGGAAGUCGUUGGAAGUUAAGUGGAAAGCAGAGAGCAAAAAACUCAGUCAGGAUUGUGUUUCAAGUGGUAAAGAAAAUCACUCUAAGAAUACAAGGGAGACUUUCUUUAAGAAAUCUGCACAAUGUGCUAACGGUCUGAACAAGAGGCCAAUGCCUUUGGAGGAGAAGCAAAAGCUGAAGAAAGAACUUGUUGAUUUACUUGGGGGAAAUGUUAUCAAGAACAUGCAGAAUGCUCUCCAAAAGUUUGGGUUGAUGGGUCUUAAAGAAGAGAAGGUUAACCUGGACCUGGACAAGUAUGAUGAUGACACACUAUUGGAGUUAAAGAAGGUGGUUAGAGCGUAUUCCAAUUUAACUACAGAUAAGGCAGAGCCCGCUAGCGUGAAACAAAGUGGUGGGUGUCUGUCAUCCAUGGAGUCGGUCCCUAAAGAUAGUAGCACAAGUUCUAUUUGCUCUGUCAAUACCAAGCGACAAGCAAACAUUGUUGCUUGCCACCUUCAAGGUGUUGAUACCCAAGCUCUUCCUAGGAAUUUUCCAACAAAAAGUAAGCUAGAUCGAGAUUAUUCGGGUGUUGCCAAAAGGGAAAGAGAAGUGACAAACUCAUUGGCAUCAGUUCCAUGUAGAACUGAUUUGAACCCUCAUGAUGGUCGAGGUAGCCUUCAUGAAGAAAACCCAUGUUCUAGUCCAGGUAGAUCUACAUGUGCUUCCGCUGUUCCAUAUGGUGAAGGUUGGGAUCCUCUUAUGAACUUGGAUCUUUCCCCGAGCAAGGCGCUACGUGCUGCAAUGCUAAAGAGUCGAUUUGCUGACACCAUCAUCAAAGCGAAACAGAAAUCGCUUCCAGUUGAUUGUGAUAAGGCUGAUUUGCAUAGAAUGCAACUGGAAAGAGCACAACUGGAAAAGCAGCAGCUCGAAGAGAAAGCCCGUAUUGAGGCAGAACUUAAAGCUGCUGAAGUUGCCUCUCGGAGGAAAGCAGAGGCUGAGUUAAAGUUGCAGCGGGAGAGACAAAGGGAAGCUGCUCGGAUUGCUCUUCAAAAGAUGGAAAGAACAGUUGAAUUUGAAGACAAUUUGAAGAUACUAAGAGAUCUAGAGAAACUAUGUAAAUGUUGUUCAGAAGCCGAGAAUUUGAGUGGUAAUGGAGAUGGAUUCACUAUCAUAUUGGGGGAGAACCCUCUGGAAAGGCUUGGCUUAUGCAUCAAAGAGGACUACUUAUAUGAUGAUGAAGAUGAAGAUGCAAUAUUGAGUGGUGCUGGAGAUUGGGAAGAUGGAGAGAUCUUGUGAUAAUAGCGCAUUUUUGUGAAACGUUUCUUGUUUAUACUAGCCUGCUUCUCCUUGUCUAUAUGCACCCUUUUAAUCUCACCCUUAAUCCAGUUUCAUAGGAGAGUUAAUGUAAUAACUGCAUAUAUCUGAUUUUUUUUUUCAGUUUGUGGUAUUAUACCAACUGGUAGGGAUUUAUUACUCAUAAUAAACCAAGCAUUCAGAAAAAUAAUCCCAGGUGUAUUAUAA